This is a messenger RNA of Chlorella variabilis, 579 nucleotides long. RefSeq lists its product as hypothetical. Gene Ontology annotation, biological process: protein phosphorylation. The record is from RefSeq and is a predicted model, not a curated record. Lineage: Eukaryota; Viridiplantae; Chlorophyta; Trebouxiophyceae; Chlorellales; Chlorellaceae. Gene Ontology annotation, molecular function: ATP binding; protein kinase activity. Bases 1 to 579 code for a protein of 192 amino acids. The transcript has 7 exons.
AUGUCGCUGGACAAUCAGUUGUUGCAUCGUUUCGAGCAGGAGGCUGCGCUGUUGGCAGACCUGCGUCACGACAACAUCCUGGCGAUCCGGGGCAUCUGCAUCCAGCCGCGGGCUAUCGUCACAGAAUACUGCCCUCGUGGCUCCCCUUUUGACGCGCUACGACGCGGCUGCCAGGACCCCGAGGCGGCUGCAGAGCUGACGUGGCGGCGGCGCCUGGCAUUUGCCCUCGGCGCAGCAAAGGACAUGCUGCAUCUGCACACCCGCGAGCCGCCAGUCACAUAUCAUGACCUGAGGAGCGCCAACCUGUUGAUUGACGACAGCUGGAGCGCCAAAGUGACAGACAUUGGGUUGAGCCACCUGCUGGAUGAUCCAGCAUCAGCGACGGCAGCCCUCACCCAGAGCCAUGUGGACCCCAACCCGCGCUGGCUGGCUCCCGAGGUCAUCAGCCGGUGGGAGGAGACAGGCGUAUACCUGCCGCAGGGAUCAACCGCGGCAGACGUGUACGCGUUUGGCAUAGUUCUGUGGGAGCUGCUCACAUGGCAGCUGCCUUUUGGCACGGCACUGGUAUUCAUUCAUUAA